Messenger RNA from [Candida] anglica, 1212 nucleotides. The record is from the annotation of a GenBank genome assembly. NCBI's taxonomy places the organism in Eukaryota, Fungi, Ascomycota, Pichiomycetes, Serinales, Debaryomycetaceae.
AUGAAGCAUCAGAUAUUGUUGGGAGAAGAUUCUUUAAUCAACAAUAUUAUUGUUGAAGUGAAACGAUCUCCAUCUCAAUCAGUUCUAGACGCACUUGAAGAUAUUUGGAUUCAACUUCAAAAAUCAAUAGGUGAAUGUCAUGAAGUGAUUUUGGUGUUGAAGAAUGUAUCCAAUCAAAGAAUAUAUAUCCCACAAUUCAAUUGUAUACCUAUAUCUAAAUUCACAAUCAUUGUAAGACUCAUCAAGCUUGUUAUUCAACAUUUGAAGUCUAAUUCUACAAGUUCCGUAAGAGAUAUAUAUUAUAAAGAUGUAGCUUUGUUCCAAAAUCGUCAACAACAUGCUAAAAUAGCUCUCAUAGAAUUAGCUACUUCUUUAGGAGUCACUCCUGAAGAAGGCUUUCAAAUCGUCCCCAGUCAAAAGGGAUUGGUUUAUGGGAAUAUUCAAAUCAGUGGUCCCAUGGGUUUCUUCUUAGAUUCAUCUCAAGGGUCAUGUUUAAUCCCACUUUUUUCAGUUACAGGGUCAAUGGAAGACUAUCAAUUAGUUGGAGAUUCAAUCCCAAUUGCAAUCAUUAUCCUUGAGAAGGAAGCCAUCUAUAGAUCUGUUUGUGAAACAUUACACGAAACCUAUCCAGAUCAUAAGCUAUUGAUUAUAACCGGCAAAGGGUUCCCCUGUAAACUAACCUUGAGAUUUAUACAACUUCUAACCCAUCUUGUGCCAAAAACGGUACCUAUUUUAGCCUUUGUCGACUCUGACAUCUAUGGUAUACAAAUAUGUCAGAAUUAUAGGUAUCCAAAGAAUGGUAAUAUUUGUGAAAGAGUAAUAUUCUCUGGGAUGUUUCUAUUAGAAUAUCAACAAGGUUGGUUGGAUACAACUUUUAAAGAUUGGAAAAGAAUGCAAAAAUUCUUACUACAAGAAUUCCCCAAGAAUUGUAAAGAGGUUGCAAAAUGGAAAAGGGAAAUCUCAAGAGGUAUGGUUCUAUUUAAGAAAUCUGAGAUGAAUGUUAUUCAAUCGGGAUAUACUGAAUACAUGUUGAAUAAGGUGAAUCAAUAUUGCAAGGUCAAUUACUUCAACCUUAAAAAGAGAAAGCUUGAUGAUUAUCUACACGAUAAAGAAGAAGAAGACAAUCUUUGUUACCUCCCAUCUACACAAGGUCUCCUAAGUGAAAACUCCUCAACACAAGGAGGAGCCACAUUCGACUUAUUCAAUUGUUAA